AUGGAGGUUAUGGAGGAAGGAAAUUUAAUGGACAGGGUUCCAGUGUUGCUACAACGCGAUUUACAAUUUUAUCAGACUCAUCAACGCGUACUACAAGAACGAAUUUGUCCUGGAGUGGUCGGUGGGAAGUUGGACUUUCCACGUUAUGCCUCUUUUGCUGCCAUCAAAAUUGUUUUGUGGUGGGAAGAUGAAUAUUAUGCCUCUUAUCAAAAGCAUUCUGGGCUAUUGCAUGCCGAAAUGGACUUAUUGGCGCCUGAACCUUCAGCUGUUGUUGUAAAAACCUCAGAUCCGGAGAAAUUUGUAAAUCUCGUAACGCGUUCGGCGGAUAUGCUCCUUGAACAUUUGCACAUACUUUCGCAAGAGUCCUUGGAUCAUGCCGAUCUCUCGGUGUUGACAGCAACAAUUGGAGCAGCGGCACUUAUAAAGAAUUGUCUAAAUAUUUAUUUACAAGCAGCUAAUGUAAAAAUAUAUCGCCCAAAGGGCAAUGAAAAGGGCGGCGCUUUAAGGUUAUCCUAUAAGCAAUAUUUCCAGAUGGCAGAGGCGCUGGCGGAAAGACUACUAGAUCUACACUGUAGAUUAUUACUGCUUUAUAUCGUACAAGAUGCCGAUUGUUUACAUUGGGAAAAUAGUCAGCCAUUUUUCGAAUCGGAGCGCGGUUCCUAUACCGUACAAAUGUGGUGGCAUUACAUACAAGGCAUCAAAGAUGAUCUGUGGAACUCGGUGCCGCCAAAAAUGGCGCAACGCAUUUUCGCCGGCAUUUUAAAUGAAACUUUAGGUGUGCUAACGUCUCGAUAUUCUCUAAUUUUGACCAGUGUUGAAAGAGCUCAACUACAUUUGGCCGAUAUCUCGAAUAUGCUGUUUUGUGUAGCGGAAUUGUUACCCUAUGUCUGUGAAAGUGGGGAAGCCUAUAUAGGUCUUCAGCUUCCUAAUCAAAGUGCUAUUAUUCGCGACGUACACGCCAAAUGCCGCGAGUUGUUCUACUGCCUUCUUUUACGUGGUGCACCGUUAGGAGUGCUAUCAAAGCUUUGUCGCAAAAAUAUUGAAAAUAUGGAAAUGUUUUCAUCGAGACAAGGAUUACCAUGCGCCUGGAUAUUAUUUGCUUCGCCACAGCUUUUUUCGACCGAUAAAACUUUUCAGUGGGUCACCGAAUUUGGAGAUCUUAGCGCACGCAUUGCAAUUUCUUUGGAAUUGAAAGUACUUUUGGCAUUUCCCGAAGCUGAUUGGGCUUACUUACUAAAGGUUCUUCUAAUGCGCAAUGCUCAGGUGACUGGAAUAAUACUUCGUCAUAUUUUUUCACAUUUGCCAUCACCGGAAAAUUUCAAAAACGAUAAUAGCUCAUUUCUCGACGAUUACAGUCAGCGAAAAAAGUGUGAAGCAUUUCUAUGCCGUGGUGAAUGUCUAGAUGUAUCUGAAAAAAUCAAAAAUCAUGCAGAUCCCAUUGGUCAGUCCAAUUAUCAAAUUGCCUUGUCGUUAACCUACUUGUUGGUGGCUGUCGGGAAAGCUGUCGAUAUUAAAUCAUGUCUCAUUAAAAUUUUGGAAGAAAGUUGCGCCGGUUGGAGUGAUUGUUUGGACAAACGUCAGGUUUGGAAUCAAAAACGUCCACCUUGGUUGGAGGCAAUUAUCCAUUUUGUUUAUCCUGUACUUAAUUGCAUUGUAGAUAUGUUGGUUAAUGCCGUCGAAGCUGGUGCUAGUAUGUAUCAAGCAAUGUCUUUGGCUCUAACAUGUGUUUCCGAGAUGUGGGACUGCAUACCAGAAAGUUUGUACAAAGUAACAAUUUUACUACAGGAUAUCAUACCCGUCUCUACGCGACCACUUGGUGAUUCCGUACUAAUGCAGGUGGUCUUUGCGGCCCUCUACACAGAUUUAAUAAGGAAAGCGAAAACUUUUGAAACGGAAAAUAAAAUGGAGAAAGCCUCAACAUGUUAUUCCAUCUCGGAAGCCAUCUGCUGUAUUGACGAAGAUGACAAACAUACUGAUCAAAUCGAUUUAUUUUUGAAACAAACUAGAGAUUCAAUAUUGAUUGAAACAAAUUCAGAAUACAAUAAUGGAGCGCGCAGUUGGGUAAGCACUUUGAGUACGGUCAAAAUCGAUGAUUUAAAUACUACGCAUACUGAACGUCUGACUCAAAGUCCACCAAUCAAUUAUGCUACAGAGUUAGAUGUGGGCAUAGCAGAUUAUAUUGCCGAUAUAUUAGUAAGCGAUGUUCUUACGACAAAUAUUGGAAAGCAAGCGUUGAAGACCAGCUACAGAUAUCUUAAGAACAAUGCUGAUUGGUUAAUGGAACAGCUGGGAUCAGGCGUUCCAGUGGGUGGCCCAAAUUUGGGACAGAGUAUCAAUGAACCUAAAGAUUCCAUAUUGUCAACAAUGUUUUUCGUGGGAAAUCAUACAUUUGAUCAGCUUUUAAGCGGUGGCCUCACCAUUGACUACAUCACUUGGCUACAAACACCGUUAUCAUUGAAUACAGAACGAGCUUGGCUGCAUUUAUCGCGUCGCUGUGAUUUCCAGGAAGAUUCUAAACUUCGAAUGCCUGAAGUAACAAUGGUGGCUGGAAUUACACAAGUGAUGAAAAAGUUGAAAUAUCCCAAGAAAUUUUAAAUAUAAAAUAUAUUACUCGUCUGGCGAUUAUAACUAGUUAAGCCUGUAUGCACAUUAGGGUGACUCUUAUAUUUGUGAUUUUUUUUUAUAAUGAAAUUUCUAGCGUACAAAACGGUGGAUUCAUUGUUCCUAAUCGACUUUGCUUUUGCCGAACGUUGUGCUAAAUUCUGCAGAGCUAAUUUUAUCACAAAAUUAUUGCAAUGUUUGAGAAAGUGUUUUAUAAGAGCCACCCCAACGUACAUACAUAUAUAUGUAUACAUAUGAACAUUUAUGUAGAUUAGGAGUUCUAGUUACUGUCGAAAUUCGGCCGUAUUUCUAGUUUUUUCAGACACUUGGAGAGGUUUUCUAGCUCGCUUAACUUAUAAGGUACAAAGUUACUUACCGGAAAAUCUUCUGCUUUGGAACUAAAACGUGACAAAUUUUUUUUUAUAUAUUUAAAGGUCUUUGAAGGACCUUCGCAAGACUUGGAAUUGUUCCAAUAGAUUGCAGUUUGUCAAUAAAUUUUGAUAAUAUGAUGCAUAACGAUAAUUCAAUGAAUUUCAAACACACUAAAAUCCGAUAACUCAACAAAAAUUCGAUAACUCGACUAAAUUCGGUAAUUUUCGAUGAAUUUCGGUAACUGUGGUAAAUUUCGAUAACUCAAAAAACAUAUCUCGACACAAAUCGAUAACUCGAUAAACUUUGCAUAUUUCUAUAAAUUUCCAUAACUUUGUUAAUUGUGAUAGCUCCAUAUUUUUCGAAAGCUAUCGAAAAACUUCGAUAACUUGUUACGCUAUGGUAACACGAUAAAAUUCGAUAAGCAGUGAUAACUCGAUAACUUAUAUAUUUCCAUAAAUUUCCAUAACUUGGUUAAUUGUGAUAGCUCCAUAUUUUUCGAAAGCUAUCGAAAAAUUUCGAUAACUUGUUACGCUAUGGUAACACUAUAAAA
This is a messenger RNA of Rhagoletis pomonella (apple maggot), 3523 nucleotides long. RefSeq lists its product as uncharacterized. The transcript is spliced from 13 exons. The record is from RefSeq and is a predicted model, not a curated record. NCBI's taxonomy places the organism in Eukaryota, Metazoa, Arthropoda, Insecta, Diptera, Tephritidae. Bases 1 to 2595 code for a protein of 864 amino acids.